Molecule: messenger RNA, 1413 nt
Organism: Bipolaris zeicola 26-R-13
Lineage: Eukaryota; Fungi; Ascomycota; Dothideomycetes; Pleosporales; Pleosporaceae
Exons: 7
Coding region: 1-1413 (470 amino acids)
Molecular function (GO): catalytic activity
Source: RefSeq, a predicted model, not a curated record
AUGGCCACAAUCGAUACCUACUCAACACGUGAUGAGUCCUUGCGUUUACUACACCAAGGGAUAACCCAAAAUCCUUUGCAAACAACUCUCCCCUCAGAGAUCCAGCAAUGCGCUGCAAUUGUCAAAUAUGUUGGCUCCCGGCUCCCUUCAAUCGCAGUGAACUGCUCGCUUCUGGUGUCUGCCGAACCUCGGGAAGGAUUUCAGGUGAACCCAACACCUGUCAGGGAACUUAACGCGAAAUAUGCAGAACUAUUCCCGCCGCAAGACAUCCAUAGCAUGGCCUCCUCGCUGUAUCGGCGAGCGGCAACAAACAUAUAUAAAACAUCAGACGACCAAUUCAUCCAUGGUCACGGCAGUUUGAAUCCUGGCCCAACCAUUGCUGCACUUGGCAUGCCGGAGGAUUUGCCAGAGAUCACUGUCCUACCAGAAUCUUACAAACCAUACAUGGGAAUAUGUUCAGAGCGUACGGCGACUGGUCUUGAAGUACUACUAAACGAAGAUGCAAAACAAGCCUGCACAAUUGUGCGGAAACGAGGAGAUUUUCUGAUGAGCGAACAUGGACGAGCAAAUACAAACACAGCCUUAGACACAUCACUUCGAAGGCCGUUGGCCGGAUUGAAAGUUGUGGACCUAACGCGUGUGAUAGCAGGGCCUUCUAUCUCACGUGGCCUGGCUGAGUUGGGCGCCAGUGUCAUGCGAGUGGUAGCUCCACACCUACCCUACUUCACUGGCAUGCAUCCUUAUCUAAACUGGGGAAAAUGGAAUGCGUUUCUGGACCUUCGAAAAGCCGAGGACUACGAUCGUCUGCGGCGGCUUAUGGAGGAUUCCGAUGUUGUGGUGGAUGGGUAUCGACCUGGAAGGUCCGAGAAAUAUGGUUUUGGUAUGGAAAAGGUCAUGGAGAUGUGUCGGUCGCGAGCAAGAGGUAUCAUAUAUGCCCGUGAGAAUUCUUAUCCUAUCAGUGACGCGAACACAGGGAUAUCCUUUGGCUUUGGACGAGCAAUGGGUCUCAAUGAGCCUUGCACUCCAGUGUGGCCAAAUUCCGAUCACUGUUAUCACAACAGCUGGCUUGCAGAUAUCUGCGGAGAGUACCCAAAGCCUGUUUGGGAGGAUGUGUGGACUAGAAAUGGGCGGCAUGUUUUCCGACAUUACGAGAUCAUGAACGUGACAGUACCGGCAUAUCUAGGAAUGAUCAAACGACAUUCCUACGAUGUACUGUUUCUCCCCGAAUUCUUCGAGAGGAGGCUAAGUAAGGCUUUGAAUAUCGAGGUGCAAGUGGUUAAACUCGUAGUCCAAUAUCCGACUGGCAGCAUAGAGUUAGACUACAACGUUGGGACAAGAGGUAACGGUGUUGACUGGCCAACAUGGCCUGAAGAUCUAUCCACAGACAUUGUAGAAGAGCCUGUAUAUUAUUAG